AGGGGACGGGCGAGACGCACGCAAAUGACGUAGAAGGAAGUCACACAUAGGCACGUUUGUAGCACAUGAGGAUAUCAACAACAACUCACCGCUCCUCAGAAAGGUAACAUGGCGAGGAAUAAACAAAAGGGGAAGAAACAGAAGAACGUCUUUCAAGUUGCAAACAAGCACUUGAAGCACAAGAACAAAGCGAAACCUGUCACGACAACACUCAAACACAUCAAUGCAGUGAAAAAUGAGAAGGUGGAGAACCUCAAUCAAAUCUUCACAGAAGUCCAGAGGGACGUUAAGAGUGUUUCGAAGUCUGUUGCUCCUGAACCAAAGAAACAAACACAGGUUGUCAGAGAGCCACCAAAAGAAUCUGUAAAUGUUGACAAUGCUGCUCAACUCUUCUCUCAGCUAUAAUAGACCAUGAAAGUGGGACUUGUAUAAAGUCUGAGGACAAACCCACUGACCAGCUAAUGAACUGGAUGUCUCUCCAUGUUGGACAUAUGAAAUAAUAAAGUCAGUUUACUUUCAGUAAUGAGUAAAUGAUGAUAAGAUGAAAAUUAGAAGAGGUUAUGGUUAUUGCAUGAUAGUAAAACCUUGUGUGAAAUUUAAGAAUUCUGUAUAUUCAAUGCAAAGAAAUCAAUUGACUGAUGUGUGCUCUGUCAAUUGUGAUAUUGUUUCAGGAACAUUUUUAGUGAAGGCGUGAAUACAUUUUUAUUGUCUUGUGUAGAAGUGUUUGCUUUCUAUUAUCGCUGCAACUAAUAAUAUUUUAAACGUUGAUUACACCGCUGAUUAUUUCCUUGAUUAAUUGAUGAAUUGUUUUGUUUAUAAAAUCUCAGAAAAUAGUGAAAAUUGCCCGUUAUAAUUUUCCAGGGCCCAAGGUGAUAUCUUCAAAUUGCUUGCUUGUUUCCCCUACCAAACACCCCAAAUAUUCAGUUUACUAUGAUAUAUGAUAAAGAACAUUUGCAAAACCUCA
This is a messenger RNA of Micropterus salmoides (largemouth bass), 964 nucleotides long. RefSeq names its product ribosomal biogenesis factor (gene rbis). Bases 109 to 405 code for a protein of 98 amino acids. The record is from RefSeq and is a predicted model, not a curated record. Gene Ontology annotation, cellular component: nucleolus. The transcript is spliced from 4 exons. Gene Ontology annotation, biological process: ribosome biogenesis. Lineage: Eukaryota; Metazoa; Chordata; Actinopteri; Centrarchiformes; Centrarchidae.